AUGGCGGACUCCUACAACUUCUACGAUUUCCUCAGCCACACCUCUCCCUCCUCCAAGCCACCUUCGAAGCACCCCGGCCACCACCACCACCCCCUCCACAGCAGCAAGCAGCCGAAGCACCCGCACCCGCACCCGCACCCGCACCCCUUCGUUUACCCCCCUCCUCCGCCGCCGUCCCAGCCUCCUUCCCCGCCGUCCCAGCCCCCGAGGGUCUUCUCCUGCCUCUACUGCUCCCGCAAGUUCGUCACCUCCCAGGCCCUGGGCGGCCACCAGAACGCCCACAAGAGGGAGCGCGCCGCCGCCCGCGGCCACCAGCAGCUCCUCGUCGACCCCGCCCCGGCCCGCGCAAUGCCGUCGCCGCCGCCGCCCGCGCUUCUCCCGACGCCCCCUCCCCCCGCCUGGCUCGACCCUCUCCAGGCCGUCCCCGGCCACCGCCCCGCCCUUCACGGGUUCGUGGAGGUGAGCCCGCCAAUGGACUACGCCGGCGAGGAGGAUGACGACGAAGACGAUGUCGACGACGACAGAAGAGUUGCAGUUCGCGUUACGGGGGAGCCCACUGAAUCUGCAGGUACCUGCAGAGGCCGAGCAUCAACCUUAAAAGUUGAAGCUCCUCCGCAGUUUCUGCAGGUUUCUGCAGAGAAGUUUGCAGGGGCUCUCUGCGGGAACGAGCCCCUGGCUAUCUUCAAGUGCUUCAUCGAGCAUUAA
Molecule: messenger RNA, 705 nt
Organism: Eucalyptus grandis
Lineage: Eukaryota; Viridiplantae; Streptophyta; Magnoliopsida; Myrtales; Myrtaceae
Product: cyclin-K-like
Exons: 2
Coding region: 1-705 (234 amino acids)
Biological process (GO): negative regulation of abscisic acid-activated signaling pathway
Source: RefSeq, a predicted model, not a curated record